This is a messenger RNA of Cyprinodon tularosa, 4348 nucleotides long. RefSeq names its product DEAD-box helicase 3 X-linked b (gene ddx3xb). Gene Ontology annotation, biological process: gamete generation; cell differentiation. The record is from RefSeq and is a predicted model, not a curated record. Gene Ontology annotation, cellular component: P granule; nucleus. Bases 291 to 2492 code for a protein of 733 amino acids. Gene Ontology annotation, molecular function: RNA binding; RNA helicase activity; ATP binding. The transcript has 20 exons. NCBI's taxonomy places the organism in Eukaryota, Metazoa, Chordata, Actinopteri, Cyprinodontiformes, Cyprinodontidae.
UCGGGAUUGUUUCUUCUCUGCCUCAGCUGAAGAACAAACCGACGCAGCUGGGUUGCAUCAACUAUCAAUCCUUUACAGCCAAAUCGAAGCAUUUUUUCAAUCCCUUUAAAUUCGGCACCAGCUUAUUUUUGCAGAAUUAAAUAGAAACGCUAAGCAUAUGAAAUAACUGUCAAUUAGCCGAAACCAUAGAAACAGGCUAGAGGCAAAGAAGCCAAAACAAAACAUUAAAACCCGGCAAACAAAGAGGUCCUUCUUUCAACGCCAACAUUUUUCCUCCAUAUUCAAUAGUUAUGAGUCAUGUGGCCGUCGAAAAUGCCCACGGUCUAGAGCAGCAGCUCGCUGUCCUAGACUUGAGUGCUCCGGAUGGACAAGGCGGAGGUACUAAUAGGCGAUACAUUCCUCCACAUUUACGAAACAAGGAUGCAUCUAAAAAUGUGGGAAAUGCCUUUGCUGCUGGCCGACCAGGGGGCUACACCAUAGCGCCUGCAGCAAACUAUGGGUGGGAUGCAGGGCGCAACAACUUUGUCAACGGCUACCACGACAACCGCAUGGCUGGCAACUCCUUUAACCGCGGUCCGCCACGUAUGGAGCGGGGUCGCGGCGGUGUUGCCGGAGGCAGUUUCCGCGGUAACAGGGGGGGCUCAUUCAACCCCAUCAACCCAGCUCAGCCCAUAAGCUUUGAUGCUACUGGCUGGAACCCAACCAAAGAGGCUUAUAGCAGCUUUGGCAACAACCGAGGAAAGUCUGCAUUCUUCAACGACAGAGGCAACGCCAACCGAGGAAGGUUUGAUCACGGCGGAUUUGGUGGCGGCGGAGGAGGAAACAGUCGCUGGGUGGAAGAGGCAAGGGAUGAUGGAGACUGGUCCAAGCCAAUGCCGCGCAACGAGCGCCUUGAACACGAGCUGUUCUCCGGCAGCAACACUGGGAUCAACUUUGAGAAAUACGAUGACAUUCCCGUCGAGGCUACAGGACAAAACAGCCCUCAUCACAUCGAGAGUUUCCAAGAUGUCGACAUGGGGGAGAUAGUGAUGGGCAACAUUGCUCUGACCCGCUACACCAGACCAACUCCUGUACAGAAAUAUGCCAUUCCAAUAGUGAAGUCCAAGAGAGACCUGAUGGCCUGCGCACAGACGGGAUCUGGAAAGACGGCGGCGUUCCUGCUUCCCAUUCUCAGCCAGAUCUACACAGAUGGACCAGGAGAGGCUCUGAAUGCUGCCAAAGCCUCAGGACAGGACAAUGGAAAAUAUGGCCGACGUAAGCAGUACCCCAUCGCACUGGUUCUGGCUCCUACCAGAGAACUGGCGCUGCAAAUAUACGACGAAGCCAGGAAGUUUUCCUACCGCUCCAGAGUGCGUCCCUGCGUGGUGUAUGGAGGAGCGGAUAUUGGCCAGCAGAUUAGAGACCUGGAGAGAGGCUGCCACCUACUGGUAGCAACACCUGGUAGACUUGUCGAUAUGAUGGAGAGAGGCAAGAUUGGAUUAGACUACUGCAACUAUCUGGUCCUGGAUGAAGCAGAUCGCAUGCUGGACAUGGGCUUUGAGCCCCAGAUAAGACGCAUUGUGGAACAGGACACCAUGCCACACAAAGGCAUCAGACAGACCUUGAUGUUCAGCGCUACGUUUCCUAAAGAGAUCCAGGUUCUAGCAAGGGAUUUUCUGGAGGAUUACAUCUUCCUGGCUGUGGGCAGAGUGGGUUCCACCUCAGAGAACAUCACACAGAAAGUUGUGUGGGUGGAAGAGAGCGAUAAGAGAUCUUUCCUCCUUGACCUGCUCAGCGCUACAGUCAUCCCCAACGAGGUACAGGACAAUACUGGAGACAACGUAGAGAAACCUGGUAAGGACUCCCUGACCCUCGUUUUUGUGGAGACCAAGAAAGGAGCAGACGCCUUGGAGGACUUCCUGUACCGGGAGGGGUACGCCUGCACCAGCAUUCACGGCGACCGCUCCCAGAGAGACCGCGAGGAGGCACUGAACCAGUUUAGAUCGGGAAAGUGUCCCAUUCUGGUUGCAACUGCGGUUGCAGCUCGAGGUCUGGACAUCUCCAACGUGAAACACGUCAUUAACUUUGACCUUCCGAGUGACAUAGAGGAGUACGUCCAUCGUAUCGGACGUACGGGGCGAGUCGGAAACCUGGGCCUGGCCACAUCGUUCUUUAACGACAAAAACGGGAACAUCACAAAGGACCUGCUGGAUAUCCUGGUAGAAGCUAAACAGGAGGUUCCCUCAUGGCUGGAGAGCUUGGCUUAUGAGCACCAGCACAAGAGUAGCAGCAGGGGGCGCUCUAAGAGGUUCUCUGGUGGUUUUGGAGCUCGGGAUUAUAGACAGACAGCCGCUGGAGGCAGCGCCGUGGGAUUCGGGGGGCGAGGAGGACGCAACCAGCAAGGACAUGGAGGAAACCGUGGCUUUGGAGGAGGUGGUUUUGGGAACUUCUACACAAGCGACGGCUAUGGAGGAAAUUACUCACAUUCUCAAGUGGACUGGUGGGGCAAUUAGGUGUCUCCAUUCCACCUCACCUCGUCUUUCUUUCCCCCUUUAACUCUCCAUCAUUUCCCCCAACCAUGUCGUCUCCAUCCCAUCCGUCGUGUCACCUCUAUUAUUCCCUGGAACCUCCAUGCAUGUGAUUAAACUAUUUAUACUCAUUUAUAUAGCCCCUCCUUCUAUUCCCAGUCAGUCACGUCUUAGUAGCUUUAGAUUUCUCUUGUGAUUUCCAUCUUCAUUUUUCUCUACAAAGGUUUCCGUUCCUAAUUUUCUGCCCAAUCCUCGUAAUGUUGGCCACUUUUUAUAAAGGAUCUUGGACUUCUUUUGUUGUUACAUCCUGACUUCCCAGUAAAGAUCUUUUCAAAUCCCCAAAAAUAGGAAAUCUGCAGGCAUUUGUCGGCAGGGUAACAUCCUUUUUCUGACCUUUAGCUUCAUGCAUUUUGGUUGUUUUUUUCCCUCCAUUUGACCACAGUCAGACAGGCUCCCUGUGUAACUGUAUUAAAUGCAUGGCCGUGUCGUAAAGCAACGGCCAAAAAACUGGGCGAGACUGCAAAGCUAAUAUUUCUGCAGAAAUUCAGACUGAAGAACUUUUUGUUCUCCUUUAUUUAAAUAGUAGAAAGAACCUUUAGCUCUUUUUCACUUAAAGCAUCAAUAAUUGAAUUACUGGUGUCUGACAAAACGACAAACCAGGCCAUGAAACGCCAUCUUUUCCCACUUGAAGGCAGAAAAAAACUUGCAUUUCUUCCAACUCCCACCAAUGUAGAGAAUCUUUUUGUUUCUGUACUGUGCCUUUAAGAAUUUAAACUAUGUAUGUUGCUUUUCUCACGAUAAUAUCUAACUGGCUGCAAGUAUAGUGUAAAGGUUACUGUAUUUAAUGUAGUGUGGGGGUUAAACACGCACUUCUUCACUCCCAUUUGGAUGAAUCCAAACUAGGCUUGAAGUAAAUCAAACCUUGGCAAAAAAAAAAUACAAAAAAACAACCUAAAACAAAUGAGGAAGGUUUAGUCCUCAUGUCCUCUAGAGAUAAUAUUAACCAGAAAGGUCUUAUGAGGCAUUUCCCUGAAACUUAUAACCUCUGCAAACACAUUUCUGUGUCGUUUAAACUUAUUCGUUUUAGGAUUUGGGGAAUAAAUCUCGUUUAAAUCCAGAGCACCAAUUGGAGCCUGCAGCUCGGCUUCCCACAGCCUGUGUCACUAAUUGUCACCUACAGACUAAACCUGGUACUGCAGCAUUAGAAAUGCUCUUUCAUGUUACUGCACCUGGUAAAAGGGUUGAAGUGUGCGAAUAAAAGUCGGUCCAGGAGUUUUUCAGUACAUCAGACAAGAUUUAAAGUACCAAACAGAUUUUCUUUUUUACCCGACUCUUAGUGCCACCACGCUCAUGGGAAACCGAAUCUACUUCCUCCUCAAACCUUAGUCUUUUUUUUGUUUUGUGUUGUUUUUAUCCUGCAACUCUAAAAGGUAAGUUAAAGAAAAACAUGCUCACUCUAUCCUGGAGAGUUUAAUGAAACAUCUUCUUUAGAAUAAAUCUUUCCUUUUUUUUUAUUUAAAUUUUGGUUUAUUUUCUGUUCAGUCCUUAAAAUCUAAGUAAAAAGUUGGAGUUACUAAUUUGUACUCUGACAACUGGGGCUUCCUGAAGAUGUAAUGCUUCAUUUCCAGAGCACCUUGUAGCUACGUACAAGAACCACUUUCUGUGCAAACUAAACCUAAUAAGGAUUUUCCACCAUCUUGUUGCUACCUUUUGUUUGCAACAUGUUGAAUUGGUCGAGGCACUGAACAGACAUACAGCUGCUAAUUAUUCACCCACUGAUUGCAGGAAGUUAACAAAAGGUCAGGUUCAUGAAUCUGAGCCGCUAAAAUGUGCUAGUGUGU